Molecule: messenger RNA, 850 nt
Organism: Arachis duranensis
Lineage: Eukaryota; Viridiplantae; Streptophyta; Magnoliopsida; Fabales; Fabaceae
Product: 60S ribosomal protein L18a-like protein
Exons: 5
Coding region: 499-789 (96 amino acids)
Source: RefSeq, a predicted model, not a curated record
AAAGAUAACUUAAACUCCCUUAACUGCUUAAGGCCCAAACGGGUAGAAAAGUGGCAGAAAAAAUCGCAAAACCAAACACAGCCUUGGAAGAAGAAGAAGAACCCUCCUCUCCCAAACUAGAAAACCCUAGCACGCCAUUUCUCUCAUUUUGCCGUUGCUUCUUCCCCUUCUCGCCGUUCAUCAUCCCGUCGCCGGCGAAGCUGUGUUGUCAGCACGCCGUCCCGCUCGCGAGAGAAGAAGCUCGUGAACCAGCUGGUCCUCCUCGCGAGCUGUUCGCUGCCGCGUGGGAGGUUCAUCACCAGAGACGGUCAGAGACAAUUUUUUUCACAGCCUUUUCUUUUGAGGUUCCUCUGGGUUUUAGUGAUAUGUGCUGCCAAUGCUCCUCCAUAGGUCCCCUUUCAGAUUAUGAUAUCUUCCAUGUUUGCCUCUGUGCAAUUAUUAAUGCUACAAGUUGAAAAAUAGUCUGCUGAAGCUGAGUCUAUAUACAUAGGGCUCUAGAUGGAUACAUCUGAGCAAGGGAACGGGGAUUAUGCUCCAAUCAGGGAUUCAGAAGAUCCACAAUUGGGAAAAUUUGACAAGCCACUUCCAUGUUUUGGCUGUGGAAUUGGAUGGUUCUCUCUUCUGUUAGGAUUUGCAUGCCCAUUGCUGUGGUAUUAUGCUACAAUUCUCUAUUUUGGAAAUUACUAUCAUAAAGACCCAAGAGAGCGUGCUGGACUUGCUGCUUCUGCAAUUGCUGCUCUAGUUUUUACAAUUGCUGUGCUGAUAGCAGUACUGGUUAUCUUCCUGUAAUUAUGGUUUCAGCUAACCUCUAUUUAUUCAAUCAAUGAAGAAAAAAAAAAAAAAUCUGUAU